Cucumis sativus (cucumber) is the source of this 2156-nucleotide messenger RNA. Its product is annotated as pentatricopeptide repeat-containing protein At1g15480, mitochondrial. The record is from RefSeq and is a predicted model, not a curated record. NCBI's taxonomy places the organism in Eukaryota, Viridiplantae, Streptophyta, Magnoliopsida, Cucurbitales, Cucurbitaceae. Gene Ontology annotation, cellular component: mitochondrion. Gene Ontology annotation, molecular function: protein binding. Bases 144 to 1964 code for a protein of 606 amino acids. The transcript has 3 exons.
UAUGGCAUUUUCGUCAAAUUAGACUCAUGAGAGGCUUUAGGGUUUAAGAACGACCUCCAUGACACUGCCAUAACAACUCAUCUCUCACUCUCCCUUUCAUUGUUGAGCUUUUCUGUGUUUUCCACUCUCGAUAUCAUCUCACCAUGUGGGCUCUUCGUAGAGCUUCUACUCCUCUCAGAAAUCAAGGGUAUAGAGUAAGAACUUCAUAUGUCUUUGGAAAACUAGAGGUACCAUAUUUUUGGGAAGGAAAUGUAGCUGGUUUUGGAACCAUCGCUACUUUAUCCGACAGAUACAUUUCUUCUGAGAGAAAUAACCUUGCAACAUGGCCGUCCUCUGGGAUUUAUAUCAGUAGUCAUGGUCUGUCUUCGCAAGCUGGUGCUGAGAACAGUGGAGAGGAAGAUGGGUUUUCAGAACUUGAUGAAACACUUCCAACCACUAGAUCAGAAAUUGUUGACGACGAUGACAAUGUUGUUGAUGAUGGGACUCAAAAUGAACUGGAUUUACUUGAGGGAGAAACUGAACUUGCUGAAAAGAAAUUUACAAAAUGGGUUCCUUCAGAGCUGACCAAAGCCAUUUGGAAUGCUUCAGGUUUAUCUGUCUCCAGUGCACUUGAUAAGUGGGUCAGUGAAGGAAACGAACUAAGUUGGGAUGAUAUCUCUUCGACCAUGAUGAGUCUUCGUAGACGUCGAAUGUUUGGGAAAGCUUUGCAGUUUUCAGAGUGGUUGGAAGCAAGUGGACAGCUCGAAUUUAAUGAAAAUGAUUAUGCUUCUCGCCUUGACUUGAUUGCAAAGGUACAAGGUCUCCAUAAGGCAGAGAGUUACAUUGCUAAAAUCCCAAAGUCCUUCCAGGGGGAGGUGAUGUACCGAACUCUUUUAGCUAACUAUGUGGCUGCCAACAAUGUAAACAAAGCGGAGGAAGUAUUCAACAAAAUGAAGGACCUUGAAUUCCCAAUGACAACAUUUGCUUACAACCAGGUGCUUGUUCUUUACAAGAGGAAUGACAGGAGGAAGAUAGCCGACGUUUUGUUGUUGAUGGAGAAGGAAAAUGUCAAACCUUCUCCGUUUACUUACAAAAUCUUAAUAGAUGCUAAAGGCCUUUCUAAAGACAUAAGUGGGAUGGAACAAGUCGUUGAUACAAUGAAGGCCGAAGGAAUUGAACUUGAUGUUUUUGCACUUUGCCUAUUGGCUAAACACUAUGUUUCCUGUGGGCUUAAAGACAAAGCCAAGGCCACUUUAAAGGAGAUGGAAGAAAUUAACUCGAAAGGUUCUCGAUGGCCAUGCAGACUUUUACUUCCCCUUUAUGGAGAACUCGAAAUGGAAGAUGAAGUGAGGAGGCUCUGGGAGAUCUGUGAGGCAAAUCCUCAUAUUGAAGAAUGUAUGGCUGCCAUUGUUGCUUGGGGAAAGCUGAAGAACAUCCAUGAAGCAGAGAAAAUUUUUGAUAAGGUUGUUAAAACAUGGCCGAAGAAGAAGAUAUCCACAAAACAUUAUUGUACCAUGAUAAAGGUUUAUGGAGACUGUAAGAUGCUGACAAAGGGCAAGGAACUGGUGAAUCAGAUGGCGGAAAGCGGUUACAGCAUCGAUCCGUUGGCAUGGGAUGCAGUUGUGAAGCUCUAUGUGGAAGCAGGGGAGGUAGAAAAGGCAGACACUUUCUUGGUUAAGGCUGUUAAAAAAUACGAGAUGAGGCCAUUGUAUUGCUCAUACAGGACUCUCAUGAAUCACUACGCAAGGAGGGGUGAUGUUCACAAUGCAGAGAAAAUCUUUUAUAAGAUGAGACAAUCGGGUUACGGUCCUUGGUUCAACCAAUUUGAAACUCUAAUACAGGCAUAUGUUAACUCCAAGACUCCGGCAUAUGGUAUGAGAGAGAGAAUGAUGGCAGAUAAGCUUUUUCCAAACAAAGCUUUGGCCGGAAAAUUAGCUCAAGUUGAUUCUUUUAGGAAGACGGCAUUGCCAGAUUUGCUUGACUGAGAAAUAUAACCUGUUUCAUUUUGAAUGUAUUAACACCCCAGAUUUUCAAAUUUAUGUUACAAAUCAGGUAUUUGUUCAUUGAUCUGGUGGUUGCGAUUUGUUAGAUGAAAGUAUAUGGCUCUUAUAUUAUUGAAAGUGGACUAAGUUGGGUUGUGGUAUAUAAUUUUAUAUGUUAUCUGUCGAUUUUUGUUA